AUUGAAAAUGAAAAAAAUAAAUAUGAAAAUUUACAAAAUAUAAACGAUAAUAAUGUAAAGAAAAAAGAAACAUCUAACAACUUAGAACAGUUGUCGACUAAAUUUUAUACGUUAACAAUGCAUGUUGAGAAAAAUAUUAAAGAAUGGAUUACAGAAAAAACUCUUUCCUUUUUACAAGGAAAUGCAGAUACGAGAUCUGAAUUAAUGAAACAUUUUACCCAACAAGAAAAAUAUUUACAGUUAUGUACAAAAUUAAAUAAAUUAGAACUAAUAGAUAAAGAGGAAAAUCGUACAGACUUAUCUAAUUAUACAUUAAAACCGCUACCUGAUUUUUCUACAUUAGAGAAAGAAGCAAAAAAAAAAUGAAUCUAAGGGUACAUGCGUUUUACAAUGGACGUAUGAUAAUAGAUCUUCAUGAAAAAAUUGCAGAAAAUAAAGAACCAAGUGAACCGUCUUAUCUAUUACCUUUAGUAGAUUUAGUUGCACCUAAAGCAUUACGUCGUAAGAUCUUUUUGGACAAACUUCAUAAAAUAUUAUCAGAUUUAUUGAAUAUGUUAGCUGAAAGUACCAAAUGUAAUUCAAUAAUGGAAUAUAUUUAUGAUAGUAGCCAUCAUUAUGUCUCUGUAAAAGGUUUAGUAAAUACCUUUUCAUUAUCUGCUAUAAACAUAGUUUUCAAAACUGCUGAAUGGAUUCUUGUAGGACUAAUAAUUAUAAAAAUGUUAAGUAUAAUAAAUCCACAAUUGAAAGCUUUAUUAGCAACGAAACAAGCAUCAAUGUAUAUUUCAAUGAUACUAAUGUCGUAUAAAUUAGAUUCAUAUUAUUKAGAUAGGUUUAUAAUUGAAUUAACAAAUAAUUUAGAAAUAUUUAAAAUUAAAUAAAUAUAAGUUUGAGAGAACAAGAGAAGAGAGAGAGAGAGAGAGAGAUAAGGUAGAUGAAUUCAUCUUUUCAGACAAAUUAGUUGUACGAAUGAUUAGGUGUAAUAAAGCCUUCAUAUUGUCUAUAAAUUAAAUAAUAAAGCUACACAUAUAUGUAGUUUGUCUUUAUUAUUUUAUUUUUUAAUAAAAGUGCUUAGAAUGUACAUCAUUAUCAAUUGAUAAGAAAUACAAGUAAUGUGAKGUUCCAUGAUCAAAUGUAUAUAAAAGACAAUCAUUCAUCAUUAUUUCAUAAACUUUAAAAAU
Molecule: messenger RNA, 1178 nt
Organism: Polistes dominula (European paper wasp)
Lineage: Eukaryota; Metazoa; Arthropoda; Insecta; Hymenoptera; Vespidae
Product: putative RNA polymerase II subunit B1 CTD phosphatase RPAP2
Cellular component (GO): cytoplasm; nucleus
Molecular function (GO): RNA polymerase core enzyme binding; RNA polymerase II CTD heptapeptide repeat phosphatase activity
Source: RefSeq, a predicted model, not a curated record